This is a messenger RNA of Penicillium roqueforti, 1155 nucleotides long. Its product is annotated as metallophosphatase domain-containing protein. Gene Ontology annotation, molecular function: hydrolase activity. The record is from RefSeq and is a predicted model, not a curated record. Bases 1 to 1155 code for a protein of 384 amino acids. NCBI's taxonomy places the organism in Eukaryota, Fungi, Ascomycota, Eurotiomycetes, Eurotiales, Aspergillaceae. The transcript has 2 exons.
AUGCGACAAAAGACGCGUUUUGUCUGUGUCUCUGACACACACGGAUAUACGCCGUCCGAAGCGGGCUUCAAGCUACCAGCAGGGGAUGUCCUGAUUCAUGCCGGCGACUUGACAAACAAUGGAAGCCUGAAAGAACUCCGCAAGACAAUAGAUUGGAUCAGCAAGGCCGACUUUGAAAUCAAAAUCAUAGUUGGUGGCAACCACGAUGUCACCUUGGACCCGGAAUUCUACAGAGAACAUGGAAAAAGAUUCCAUGGCCAGCACCUCGAAGAUUCACAACACUGCCUCAAACUCAUCACGGAGUCGCCUUCGGUCACUCUACUUCGCCAUGAGCCCGCUCUGAUUCGUUUAACGCGAGCAGGCGGACCAAACACGGUCUUCAAAAUCUUUGGGUCCCCAUACUCCCAAUCCCAAGGAAAUUGGGCAUUCGGAUACGAAUCAAGGAAUGCUGCUGCGCUGUGGGGUCAGAUGCCAAUCGAUGCGGAUAUCGUCGUCACGCAUACGCCACCACGAUCUCACUGCGACCAAAAGCCGAAUGGAAUGUUCGUAGGGUGUGUUGCGCUUCGUAGUGCAUUAAGCCUCAUCAGGCCGCACUUAGCUGUUUGUGGCCAUGUACAUGAAGGACGAGGAUACGAACGAGUUCGCUGGCGAGGCAAGCUUACUAACACAGGGACAGAGAGAGAGACAGAGACAGAAACACAGCUAGAAUCUGAUUCAGUUGACCAAGUCACUCGGGGAAUUCUGCCACCCAUGGGCAGCAACAAACAAAGCCUAGUUGAUUUGACUGGCAAACGGGAUCAACGAAUAGACAACGAGGGGUUUUCGUAUCCCGGGCAAAGACAGCAUGAUCUAGCAGAGACUCAACCCGUGUCAUCAGCAUCACCAGGGUCAGAGUCAUCUGCUAGUAUUCUUGAAAUGGCAGGUCCACGGAACUCGCCGAGCGCUCAUCCGUCCCUGGGUACGGGUAGCCAUGGCCCCAGUAAACGUGGUUUCGAUUACGGCUUGCAAACACUAAGAAAGGAGACCUGCAUUGUCAACGCCGCUGUCGUGUCCACUAGCUGGCCGCACCAGGGAGGCAAACGGUUCAAUUCGCCGAUUGUAGUCGAUCUUGAACUUCCCGUGUGGCAGGGAGACCACGCGGUCGCGAAUAGGUGA